AUGUCGGGCGGCGGAUGGAACGUAAAUGCGGCUGCUUUUGUACCAAAUGUGAAUGCCCGACCAUUUGUGCCAGGUCAACCAUAUGUUCCAGCUACAGAAAACGUACCGCCUGCGCCACAAGCUGAGCCAGUAGAAGAUUGGGAUGCCGAAAUUGCUGAAAAUGAAGCCGCGGCUGUCGAGGCAAGUGCUCCUCCUCCCCCGGAACCAGUGCCGGAGGACACUUUAAAGGUUGCCGAAAGUCCUGAGAAAGCUGAGGAAGUGGCAGGUGGAGACGAGAAGGAAGCAUCUGAAGCAAGCGAUGUGGUCGCUCCGUUGGCCAAGAAGUUUGAACGAGUUGCUUACGUCGAUGAUGGAACCCACAAGGAACACGUGAACAUGGUAUUCAUCGGUCAUGUUGAUGCUGGAAAAUCUACCAUUGGAGGACAACUUAUGUAUCUUACCGGUAUGGUUGAUAAGCGAACAUUGGAAAAAUAUGAACGAGAGGCUAAAGAGAAGGGUCGAGAAAGCUGGUACCUGUCGUGGUGUAUGGAUACCAACGAAGAAGAACGAGAAAAGGGAAAAACGGUUGAGUGUGGACGAGCAUAUUUUGAAACUGAAAAGAAGCAUUUCACAAUUUUGGAUGCACCUGGUCACAAAAGUUUCGUCCCGAAUAUGAUCAGUGGUGCUACCCAAGCUGAUCUUGCUGUUUUGGUGAUUUCUGCCCGAAGAGGAGAAUUCGAAACGGGAUUCGAUCGUGGAGGUCAAACUAGGGAACAUGCUAUGUUAGUGAAAACAGCCGGCGUUCGCCAUCUAGUUAUCCUUGUGAACAAAAUGGACGAUCCUACAGUGAAAUGGGAUGAGAAUCGAUUUAUCGAAAUCCAAAGCAAAUUGACGCCUUAUCUCCGGAAAUGUGGUUUCAAUCCUAAAACUGAUAUGAUAUAUAUCCCUGUGUCAGGUCUUACUGGCGCUUUCAUAAAAGAUCGACCUUCUUGUGAACAGGGAGGCUGGUACAGUGGUCCGUGCUUCAUCGAAUACGUCGAUAAUCACCUGCCAUCUAUGACUCGAGACUAUAAUGGACCGGUGCGAUGCAUUGUUGUUGAUAAAUUUUCCGAUAUGGGUACACUCAUCAUUGGUAAAAUGGAAUCAGGUGUGGUGGUGAAGGGCCAAAAUUUGGUACUCAUGCCAAACAAACAAGCUGUUCAAGUCCUUCAAAUCUGGUCAGAUGAUAUCGAGACAGACAGGGUGGUCUCCGGAGACAAUGUUAAAUUCAAGCUCAAAGGAGUUGAAGAAAACGAGCUGCAAUCUGGGUUUAUAAUUUGUUCUGCAGACGCACUCUGUAAGGUUGGCCGUGUUUUCGAUGCUGAGGUCAGUUUCGUGAUUGCUUCAAUUGAUCUCUAA
Molecule: messenger RNA, 1377 nt
Organism: Cooperia oncophora
Lineage: Eukaryota; Metazoa; Nematoda; Chromadorea; Rhabditida; Trichostrongylidae
Source: the annotation of a GenBank genome assembly